This is a messenger RNA of Hymenoscyphus albidus, 3232 nucleotides long. The record is from the annotation of a GenBank genome assembly. NCBI's taxonomy places the organism in Eukaryota, Fungi, Ascomycota, Leotiomycetes, Helotiales, Helotiaceae.
CGAACGAGCGCGAAGCAAGCAUCGUCAACCACAUGUCUUCGUCAUGCCGAAAUCCAACUAAACAAGUCAACCAUCAACGACCUCAAACACCAUCUCUUACCAUCAUAGAACGCAGCCUUUAGCGUGCCGCCGUCGUGGCCGCGUACUCCAUAUCACACUACACCAUGUCCGACAAUCCAUCAUCACCACUGCUUAGCGGUACCGAAAGACCGACCUCCAAACAGUCGAACCACUCUCGAGAUCCAUACGAGGACACUCCUCUCUUAUCACAGUCCAGUGAUGCACCUAGGUACGAUGGCGAGGAGGAUAUUGAGGGUGAAUUCCUCACUUCCCCAGCAGCUGCGUCUUUACGUUCCUUGCAGGGAAAUGCCCCGUCCAAGUCUCAGAAGGGAGGCCGUAGAUGGCCCACAAUCGUUGCUAUCAGUAUACUUGGGCUGCUGGCGAUAGGUAUUAUAUUUGGUGCAUUUUUUGCACCUGCGGUUGUUGAGGAGUAUGCAAGGGAGGCACUAGUCAUCGAGCCAACGAGUCUAUCUAUCGAUUCAUUUACAAAAACAGGAGUCAAUGCACGAGUCCAGGCCAAUUUCAAAAUGGACGCCUCAAGAGUGAAGAAUAAGAAUUUCAAAAAUAUCGGAGUAUUUGGUACAUGGGUUGCUCGGGAAGUGGAAAGCAAAGAAACGAAAGUCGAUGUUUAUCUACCAGAGUAUGGGAAUAUCCUGAUCGGCUCGGCUACUGUCCCUCCAGUCAAAGUAAACAUCCAGAACGGGCACGCCACCAGUAUUGACAUUAUCGCGGAACUACAGCCAGGGGAUAUCGAUGGUAUCCGGCUUGUUGCGAAUGAUUGGCUGGAGGGACGGCUUCCCAGCAUCAGACUUUUGGGAAAAGCAAACGUUGACCUAAAAUCUGGAUUGAUUCCUCUUGGUACCCAGACCAUCUCGGAAUCUUUGGUUUUUGAAGGUCAAUCACUCUACCGUUCUUUUGCGUCCCUGUUUCUUGGAGAGAAAUCCUUAACCUAGGCCAAUGGAAUGAGAGUAUUAGUUGAUACAUGCAUACAUUAGCGAAUAGUCUGACAGGUUUAUUGGACAUUGUUUUUUGAAUGUUGCCAACUCUUCAAAGAAAGAUUACUUCAAGGACAACUCUGAGACACUUGGCUAAUUUCGAAUUCAGGCAAUAAUCUCCCCGCCAUUCCCGAGUAUAACAUCACGCGUAUGAAUAUCCACGAAGUCCCAAUUUCAUCUGAUGGUCGACGUGGUAUGGCUGCAGAUGUUUCUUUGUCUCUCAUCAAUAGCUUUCCCGUUAAGUUUACAAUUCCUCCUCUUGGUUUUGACAUUCUUGUACCAAAUUGCAAAGACGAUGAGCCGUAUAUCCGCUUGGCAGAUGCAGAGACCUAUCCCAUUGACGUGGAACCAAAAUCUGAGGUGAAAGUCGAUGUCGCGGGAGUUGUUAGGGAGUUACCCAAGUCUCUUUUGCAGACUUGCCCUAACAAGAAAUAUUCCCCUCUCGAUUUUCUUCUCAAGAAAUACAUCAGCGGGAAAGACACAACGAUUUUUGUUCGGGGCGCAAGUCUACCAGAUGGAGAAACCCCGGAAUGGAUCAUGAAUAUCAUUUCCAGCAUUACAGUUCCCGUGCCAUUUCCUGGUCACACUUUCGAUAAUGCUAUCAAAAACUUUUCCUUGACCGAUACCGAUUUCAGUCUACCAGACCCAAGCGCUAGACCAGGAUCAGACGAAUCAAAGCCACAGAUCUCGGGCAACAUCAUUGUGAUUGCUGCUCUUCCGAAGGAGAUGAACUUUGGAAUUAACGUCAUGCAAGUCAAAGCUACGUCCGAUGUAAAAUAUAAGGGAAGGAAAUUGGGGGAACUUAACUUGAAGAAAUGGCAAGCCUCCAAUUCUACCCGAAUUGAACCAACAGACGACGAAGGCGCUGCCAUGAAGAUUCAAUCCCAAAUCAAAAAUGCUCCGCUGGAUAUCACCGACGACGAAGUAUUUUCACGGGUGCUACAAGCUCUCAUUUUUGGCUCUAGUCCCCUGUCUCUUGAGAUAGAAGCUCUUGUUGACGUCGAAGUCUCUACUGUUUUGGGCAAGCUUCCCAUCAAAGAAAUGCCCGCUAGCGGGAGUGUUCCAGUAAAGCGUUAGACACCACCAUUUAUAAUGAUUUAUUCAGCUCGACACGCUCCCAGCUGACGAGAUUGCAGCGAUCUCUAUUGGCAAUGGCUUGGGCGACCUGAAGCCUCAAGUCGGCGAUCUACGCAUCUUAGACACCUCUAAAACAUCUCUUGCCUUCGAAGCACGCGUUAGUUUUACGAAUCCGACGGAUUAUACGGCGCAAGUUCCUUUUGUUAAUAUACAUGUCCUCAACAACGGUUCCAUUCUGGGAGACGCCACAGCAGAAAAUGUCACAGUUAUAAAAGGCAACAACACGAAUCUUCUGGUCCGCGCUACCUGGAACCCUUCCAAAUUCGGCGGCGACAAAGCCCAGGAAAUUGGUCGGGAAUUACUCUCUCAAUAUGUAUCCGGUUAUAACACAACACUCACCUUCAGCACCCACGAAGACUCAAUCCCCUUCCAGCCCUCCCUAGGAAAAACCCUCUCCAAAUUCAAAAUCGAAAUCCCAACACCCAGACUCCACUCCCCAAACGACCGCACCGACGGCGACGACCAACCCCAAUUCAUCAAACAAGCAACCUUCCACCUCUUCUCCUCCACAGCAGAAUUCGUCCUCCUCUCCCCCUUACAACACAGCACCAUAUUCAUCGAGAAAAUCAAUGCCACGGCUCUGUAUAACCAUACCGAGCCUGUGGGUCAUAUCGAUUAUAACCUUCCAUUUGGAGUCCCACCGGGACAAAGUACGAGUCCUAGACUCCCCGUGGUGUGGAGUUUGGAUAGUGUUGGGUAUGAGAAGAUUAAGGAGGGGCUGGGUGGCUCGUUGAAGUUGGAUGCGAGGGGGACGGUGGAUGUGAAGGUGGGACUUUGGAGGGAGAUGAUUUGGUAUGUUGGGAGUGGGAUUGGGGCUAGUAUUAGGAUUUGAGCUGUAUUUUUUCUCCGGGUUUGUGUAUAGCGUUUUUCUCUUAUUGUAUUAUGGGAUUGGAGUUUUUUACUUUUUUGGAUAAUGGAUUGGUCAAGGGUAAGUAGACAAGGGCUUGUCACUGACAAAAGCAACAUGAGAAGGCGUUUUAGAGCGAAUGUGAAGGGUUUCAUGUUUUUUCUCAAAUGUAUAGAUUAGAUAGACACAAAGG